This is a messenger RNA of Tachyglossus aculeatus (Australian echidna), 3661 nucleotides long. RefSeq names its product phospholipase B1 (gene PLB1). The coding region runs from base 1 to 3495 and encodes 1164 amino acids. Gene Ontology annotation, cellular component: brush border membrane. NCBI's taxonomy places the organism in Eukaryota, Metazoa, Chordata, Mammalia, Monotremata, Tachyglossidae. The record is from RefSeq and is a predicted model, not a curated record. The transcript is spliced from 43 exons. Gene Ontology annotation, molecular function: retinyl-palmitate esterase activity; phosphatidylcholine lysophospholipase A1 activity; A2-type glycerophospholipase activity. Gene Ontology annotation, biological process: phospholipid metabolic process.
AUGGCUAAUGGCUGCAUUUGUCCUAAAAUGUCUCUCCUUCCACCUCUGCAGGAUCAUCCUUAUUUCUUCACCUAUAGAAAUACUAACGACUUGCCUGUAGUCCAGCUGCAAACCAGGAAGAAGGCAGAGGAGAGAGAAGGAGCAGAAGUCCUAUGUCCAGACAAGACUCCCUCAGCCAAUGUGCCCACCUCAGUUCAUAGGCUGAAGCCUGCUGACAUCAAAGUUAUUGCAGCUCUGGGUGAUUCACUCACGGCUGGAAACGGGGCAGGAUCCAGAGCCAAUGAUAUCCUGGAUGUCUUGACCCAAUACCGAGGCCUCUCUUGGAGUGUCGGAGGAAACGAGAACAUAAGCACAGUCACCACGUUAGCAAACAUUCUCAGGGAAUUCAACCCUUCCCUGCAAGGCUUCUCCAUUGGGACCGGACUGCACACGAGCUCUAGGGCCUUCCUCAACCAGGCAGUGGCCGGAGACAGAGCUGAGGACCUGCCCGUUCAAACUCGGAGAUUGGUGGACCUAAUGAAGAAUUCUCCUAAAUUCAAUUUCCAGGAAGAUUGGAAGAUAAUAACCAUUUUUAUAGGAGGGAAUGAUCUCUGUGAUUUCUGCAGUGACCCAGUCCGCUAUUCUCCCAGUAACUUUAAAAGAAAUAUAGAGAAAGCAUUGGACAUUCUUCACGCAGAGGUUCCUCGGGCCUUUGUGAAUCUGGUCACGGUGCUUGAGAUUGUUGGUCUGAGGAAGCUGUAUCAAGAAUAUAAGGUCUUCUGUCCACGGCUGCUGCUCAGGAGUCUGUGCCCUUGUGUGGUGAAGUUUGCUGACAAUUCCGCAGAAAUUGCCUCCCUCAUCCUAUUAAAUAAACAUUAUCAGGAAGGAACGCACCAACUUAUUGACAGCGGAAAGUAUGACACGAGGGAAGACUUCACGGUGGUCAUCCAACCAUUUCUGGAGAAAGUUCCUAUGCCCAUGACCCCGGAGGGCUUGCCUGACAGCUCUUUCUUCGCUCCUGACUGUUUCCACUUUCACAGAAAGGCUCACAGCCGGGCAGCCAGUGCUCUCUGGAACAACAUGCUGGAACCUCUUGGCCAGAAGAAGACUGAACAGAAUUUUGAAAAGCUAAUCAAUAUCACAUGCCCGACUCAGGCUCAACCCUUCCUGAGCACCUACAGUAAUAGCAACUACACGUACCCAAAACACUUCAGUUCAACGCCUCCCCUUCCCACCAGCACACCAGCAAACCAGGGUCUUGGGAGCCAAUUGCUGUGUGAGGACAAAUCCCCAUCUGCCUCUCUUCCCAAAUCAGUCCAUGCCCUGAAACCAGCGGACGUGAAAGUUGUCGCGGCCAUCGGAGACUCUCUGACUGCUGGCAACGGAAUUGGCUCCAAACCAGGCAACCUUGAGGAUAUAACUGCCCAGUACCGAGGCCUGUCAUACAGUGUGGGAGGAGAUGCCACACUAGAGAGUGUGACCACGUUACCUAAUAUCCUCCGGGAGUUUAACGGGGAUCUCACGGGCUACGUCACCGGUGUCGGGGAGGCCAGUGAUCACAACGCUUUCCUCAACCAGGCCGUUCCGGGUGCGAAGGCAAAGGGGCUGCUGAGCCAGGUCCAGGCCUUGGUGCAGAGGAUGAAAGACGACCCAAGAGUAAAUUUCCAGAGAGACUGGAAAGUCAUCACCGUGCUCAUCGGCAUCCGUGACUUGUGUGACUACUGCACUGACUCGAAUUUGUAUUCCGCCACGAAUUUUGUUGGACAUCUCCAGGCUGCCCUGGACACGCUGCACAGAGAGGUUCCUCGAGCCCUGCUCAACCUCGUGGAGGUGAGGAACCUCUCCCUUCUGAGACAGGUCUUCCUAGAUGACCGAGUUAAUUGUCCAAAGCAGCAGGCAAGCUAUCUCUGUAACUGUGUCCUGACUGUCAGAGAAGGCUCUCCAGAACUGGCCAGGAUAGAAGAAGUCACAAGAGCCUACCAGAGUGGCACCCACUGGCUGGUGGAGUCGGGCCGAUACGAUACCCGGGAGGAUUUCACAGUGGUGCUGCAGCCUUUCUCCCGGGACAUCAAGCUUGCCUUUCUUCCGGACGGUCGCCCAGAUAUUUCCUUCUUCGCACCCAAUUGCUUCCACCCAAGCCAGAAAUUCCACUCCCAGCUCUCCCGGGCCCUAUGGAAUAACAUGCUUCAGCCAUUAGGAAGGAAGACAGAGUCCCUGGAUUUGGCAGCUGAUGUUCCCCUGUCCUGCCCAACUGUGUCUGAACCCUACCUGGCAACACACAGGAACAGUAACUACACAUAUCCGCCUGGCCCACCCAUUCAGAACUGGGGGAGUGAUUUGCUGUGUCCUGAGAGGAGUCCAUCAUCCCAGAUCCCCACAUCAGUCCACAAGCUCCGACCAGCAGACAUCAAGGUGGUGGCAGCUCUUGGAGAUUAUCUGACUACAGGUGCAGGAGCUCGUGCCAGCGACUUCCGUGACCUAACCACAGCGUGGAGAGGACUCUCAUGGAGUAUCGGAGGAGACGGGACCCUGGAGACUCAUACCACAUUGCCCAAUAUUUUAAAGAAGUUUAAUCCUCAGAUCUAUGGCUAUUCCAUUGGCACGGAGGAGGGAACAGCUGGGUUUAAUGUAGCAGUUGGAGGGGCCAAGGCACAGGAUAUGCCAAGGCAGGCCCGAGCCCUGGUGGAACGAAUGAAGCGCAGCCCGGAAGUCAACCUGGAACGAGACUGGAAGCUGAUCACGUUGUUUGUCGGUGGCAAUGACCUCUGUGUGUACUGCAAGGAUGAGGAUACUCACUCGGUGGAAAAAUAUGUGCAGCACCUUGAACAAGCUCUGGAUAUUCUCUCUGAGCUCCCUCGAGUCUUCGUCAGUGUUGUGGAGAUUUUGGAGAUGGCUGGUCUUCGACAAAUACACGGGGAAAAAUGUCCGGUGCCGGUUCAGGAUUUUUGUCCUUGCUUUCUACGGCCCCAAGAGAAUUCCCCUGAGUUACAAGAAAUGAAGGAUGUAAACAGAGCUUUCCAGAGCAGCAGCAUGCUGAUGGCCUACAGCCAGAAAUACAUGCAGCGGGAAGAUUUUGCUGUGGUGCUUCAACCAUUUUUUCAAAGCACUCAUAUUCCACUGGAUAAUAAAGGAAAUGUUGACCUGAGCUUCUUUUCUGUGGAUUGUUUCCAUUUCUCUGAGCGGGGCUAUUCUGAGAUGGCCAUCGCCCUCUGGAAUAAUAUGCUGGAACCUGUGGGUCAGAAGCGGAUAUAUAACAACUUCACAUACAGCCGAACCAAACUCAAGUGCCCUACUGAGGACCACCCGUAUCUCUUCACACUGAGGAACAGCGGGCUGCCGGAAAACCACUUCAAAGGGCAACAGAGCAGCCCAUGGGAGGUGCCUUUCUGGAUUGUGCUGGUGGCCGCAGUGGGCAGCCUGGUAGUGGGUGCUAGCAUGGCCGUGCUGUGGAAAAGCAGGAAACUACCCUACAGAGGGGCAGAGGCUCCAGCAGACCUAAUGGUCACGGCCUUCUAAACCCUAACUUCCUGCUGGGCCUCCAACCAGUAGAACUCCUCACGGGUUUCUUUCUACCUCAGGCUUCUUUCAGAGCCAAGAUCACAAACAAAUGCACAAUACGGUGACUGCAGAAGCCCCCGGGGAAUAGCACUGAUUUUCUGGGGCCAAGUCUCCUUUAAAUUGC